Messenger RNA from Colletotrichum graminicola M1.001, 1146 nucleotides. RefSeq lists its product as uncharacterized. Gene Ontology annotation, molecular function: DNA-binding transcription factor activity, RNA polymerase II-specific; RNA polymerase II cis-regulatory region sequence-specific DNA binding. Gene Ontology annotation, biological process: regulation of transcription by RNA polymerase II. The record is from RefSeq and is a predicted model, not a curated record. The transcript has 2 exons. Lineage: Eukaryota; Fungi; Ascomycota; Sordariomycetes; Glomerellales; Glomerellaceae. The coding region runs from base 1 to 1146 and encodes 381 amino acids. Gene Ontology annotation, cellular component: nucleus.
AUGGCUCGUGGAGACUCGACACCACCCGAAUCGCCGCUUUCCUCCAUGGACAACAGCGAUGCCUCUGAUGGCGAGGUCCACGACUACGAGGACGAGUCGCUCCUCCGCCCUUCGAAGCGACAGAAGCUGGGAGCGGCUUCGACGACGUCUCCCGCGGUCGUUGCCGAACCCGAGCCCGAAGCUGUACCCGAGCCAGACCCGUUGGAUGGCAUGUCGGACGUCUCAUCGGACACCUCUGGUGACAUUCCCAGUUCUCCCAUAAAUGCCAAACUAGACGAAGAGGACUUCCAGGAGCAGGUCACGGCUUGUGCCUGGGAGGGCUGCGACGCGGGUGAUUUUGGCAACAUGGAUAAGUUGGUAGACCACAUUCACAGCGAUCACAUCGAGAGCCGACAAAAGAAGUACACGUGUGAAUGGAUUGGGUGCAACCGAAAGAGCAUGGGCCAUGCCAGCGGUUACGCGCUCAAAGCCCAUAUGCGUAGCCAUACUAGGGAGAAGCCCUUCUACUGCUACUUGCCAGAAUGCGACCGCUCGUUUACUAGAUCCGAUGCGUUAGCGAAGCACAUGCGGACUGUUCACGAGACAGAGGCUCUGCGCCCCUCUGACCCAGUCCCCAAGUCGAUGCAGGCCGGCCCUACGGGCAAGGGCAAGCUGAAGAUCAUCAUCAAGACCCCCCAAUCACACGCCGCCGGCCAUGACGACGCCAUGGACGAUGGUGCGGAUGACGAUGAGCUCUCGGCCGACCUGUUCACGCCCCUGACCGAAGAGCAAGGCUUCACUCCCGAGGAGCUCAAGAUACCUCUCGAGAAGCUUUACAAACUUUGCAGAUUCCAAGUCAAAUGGGCCCAGGAUGAAUCAGCGAAGCUCGCGGAAGAAGUGAAGUACUGGGAGAAACAGUACAAGGACCUUUGGCGCGAAAAGGAAGUGCUCUUUUCCCAGGUUGUAAAGAGCGAGGUCGACUGGCAUGAACGCAGACAGGCAGUGCUGUCAGGCGCAGCGGAUGUUCAGCUGUCAGGCGUGCUCGAAAGCCAAGAAGGCAAUGGAGAUGCAACAAAUGGCGAUGGCGCAGGCUCUCAGCAAGAUUCCAGCGCUAAAGAGACUCUGGCCAACGGGGCUAGCUCAGCGGAAGUUGCGGCAGCUAGUUAG